This is a messenger RNA of Phycodurus eques (leafy seadragon), 1739 nucleotides long. Its product is annotated as profilin-1-like. The record is from RefSeq and is a predicted model, not a curated record. Gene Ontology annotation, molecular function: actin binding. Lineage: Eukaryota; Metazoa; Chordata; Actinopteri; Syngnathiformes; Syngnathidae. Gene Ontology annotation, biological process: regulation of actin filament polymerization; actin cytoskeleton organization; positive regulation of actin filament bundle assembly. Bases 115 to 537 code for a protein of 140 amino acids. The transcript has 4 exons. Gene Ontology annotation, cellular component: cytoplasm.
GGGCCAAUCACCACCUUCGCGGAGUGAUUUAGUCAGGGCUACACCCAAGCCCUUGUGGCUUCUUUUGGUUGGUGAGAGCAGAAGAAAGCCGGAGGACUUGACAAAGCAGAAAACAUGUCCUGGCAAAGCUACGUGGACACACUGAUUGGCGAUGGUUUCAUCUGCCAGGACGCGGCCGUUGUUGGGUACGAAAUGGACAAAUCUGUCUGGGCAUCAUAUUGCCCCAGCAGUUUUGCCACCAUCACGCCUGAACAAAUUGACAUGUUGUUGUCAGAGAAUCGUGAAUCUUUAUUAAUCCAUGGGGUGACCUUAGGCAACGUAAAAUGCUCCGUACUCCGAGAUAGUUUCGAUGUGGAUGGUGAUUGGACGAUGGACCUCCGGACAAAGGAUGCAGGAGGAGGGCCCACAUACAAUAUUACUAUAGCCAAAUCUUUAAAAGCAUUUGUUGUCGUCAUGGGGAAAGGUGGUGUCCAUGGAGGGAAACCCCACAUCAAAGCACAAGAUAUGGCAUCCUACCUGAGGAAGGCUGGAUACUAAAGUGUCCUGUGCCACCACAGCCAGCCAACCCAACCACCUACAUACCAUCUACCUACCACUCUGUUGCAUUUCACUUCCUGUCCUAGUUGGUAGAUACUUUUCUUCUGCUCCCUAUUCCUCGCCCAAACCAUCUUAAGUUGAUCCAUAGCCAAGACGAGUUGAUGCCUAAUGAUGUCACUUGACUAAGACCAGCAAAAAGAAAGCCAAACACUUUUUCUUUGGUGCCCACUGACACAAGUCCCACAAUAUGUGCUCCUCUGCAGGGUGGCCAAUGCCUUCUUUUGAUUGGGGCGCUUUCGCAGUAGCUCAUCACGUCUUCCUCCUUUCACAACAAUUUCCUUUCCCGCUGUUUUACACUGCUCCUUCAGGCAAAAAGCCCUUCCCCGUUAAUACAACAUUGGACACCCUUCCUCACAGCUGUGCACCCACAUCCUUGUCAAGGUGUAGUUUGGGUCAGUUAACAAUCAUAAUGUGGAGUUACUGUGCCUGUACACACACCAAAAAUCAAAUGGACAUUCCACAGUUACCGGCUCAGGCACUUGAUACUGUUCUUCUUUUGCCAACUCCUGUAAUGUAUGAAAGGCUAUCAUUUUGUAGAACAAUAAAUAUCUCUCUCUUUCUAACCAUCUGGAGUCUGUUCUUUAGUUUUACCCCAGAUGGGACCAAGUGCAGUAAAAGUUCUGGUGUUGAUAGAAAUGUGGUGAGCAUGCAUCUGGUGUCUUGUUCCCCGCGGAAGCUUCACUGAAUUUGAAAAAGAAAAAUAGUUUUUCUGUGUUGAUAACUAAAACUGGAGUUGCCUUUUAUCUUACACUGCGCUCAGUCCCUAAACUAACAUCCAACUGAUGAUAAAGUAGUGACACUCAUUAAGAGAUGGGUUGCUUGGAGCCAAUAUUUGCUGUUUAUUGGAUAGUGUAUUCUUGUGCCAUGAUGUAGAGAGGUCUGUUGCUCUUCCAAGAUGAAUUUUGCCCACCCAUAACUUGCUCUUCAUUGGCUUUGGUUCUUCUCUAGCUUCAGCUCCACUGUUCAGGCCUUGUGUACUCCUCAAAUGUUUGUCCUUGCUGAUUUCUGUUCACUAGUUUUCUUGCAUCUGGGAUACACUUUGUCAAUGCAUUGAAUUACUUAUGCAUACAACCAAUAAUGCCAUAUAUUGAUUUAUCACCUUGUUUACAGACGAUCAAAAUAAAUUUAUUCCAACCAGAAAA